AAAUUAAAUUUAGGUCUUAGAACACUUUGUCUAGGUUAUGCCGAAAUUAGUCAAGAACAAUAUAAUAAAUGGAAUAUUGAAUUCCGUGAGGCAUCAACUGCACUUAAUGAUCGUGAUAAGAGAGUUGCUAAUGCUUCUGACAAGAUCGAAAAAGAUUUAAUUCUGCUUGGAGCUACUGCAAUAGAGGAUCGUUUGCAAGAUGGAGUGCCAGAAUGUAUAGCCACUCUAAAACGUGCCGGUAUAAAAAUCUGGGUAUUGACAGGAGAUAAAAUGGAAACAGCAAUUAGCAUAGGUUUUUCUACUUGUUUAUUAAGUAGGGAAAUGAAUCUCAUUAUCGUUAGGGGUGGUGCUUAUGGAGAACCUGGUAGUGCUUAUGAACAAAUGCGUAAUGCAGUAGAAAAGUUCUUUCCAAGUGAGCUAGAAAUUCUCGAAUCUGCUGCGAAAGCACCUCCUGUAGUAUUGAAUAAUAACGGUACUCGACCAUCAAUGACACAUACACGAGAAAUGAGCUUUGGUGGUAUUUCUCUUUUUUCCGAUUUAUCAAAUGUUCAUCGACCCGGUGGGUAUGCCUUGAUAAUUGAUGGUUCGGCCCUCAAACAUACAUUAGAUGAACCCUUUAGUCGGAGCUUACUUUUAGAUUUGGCUUGUCGAUGUAAAGGGGUUAUUUGUUGCCGUGUUUCUCCUCUGCAAAAAGCUAAAGUUGUAGAGUUGGUGAAGGAAGGAAAGCAGGCUGUAACAUGUGCAAUAGGAGAUGGCGCCAACGAUGUUAGCAUGAUUCAGGCCGCACACAUUGGCAUUGGUGUAGCGGGAGAAGAAGGACUACAAGCUGUUAUGGCGUCCGAUUAUGCCAUUGCACAAUUUCGUUUUCUUACUCGUCUCUUGUUAGUUCAUGGACAUUAUGCUUACAUUCGUAAUUCCAACUUAAUUUUAAACUUCUUUUAUAAGAAUAUGAUUGGCGUCGGAGUUCUAUUUUGGUUUCAAUUAUUUGAUGGAUAUUCCACAACAGUCAUUUUUGAGUAUACAUAUACAUUGUUUUGGAAUUUAUUCUUCACCUGUUGCGCUGUGUUGGCCAUUGGUGUUUUUGAUCGUGACGUUCCUGAUAGAGUGGCAAUUGAGGUACCAGAAUUAUAUCAAUGGGGAAUGAAAAAGACAGCGUAUACAAUGCCCAUAUUUUUUGUAUUCAUGUUUGAAGGAAUAUAUCAAUCCCUGGUGUGCUUUUUUGUUCCAUAUUUUGCUUAUGAUUUUGGGAGUGUAAACGCUGGUGGUCAUUCGCCUGAUUAUCUUGAACUGGGCACAGAGAUGGCAGCAGCUUGUAUUACAGUGGCUAAUCUGUUUAAUGGAUUUAAUUCUGAAUGUUGGACG
Molecule: messenger RNA, 1362 nt
Organism: Dentiscutata heterogama
Lineage: Eukaryota; Fungi; Glomeromycota; Glomeromycetes; Diversisporales; Gigasporaceae
Source: the annotation of a GenBank genome assembly